Penicillium macrosclerotiorum is the source of this 336-nucleotide messenger RNA. RefSeq lists its product as uncharacterized. Gene Ontology annotation, biological process: regulation of transcription by RNA polymerase II. The record is from RefSeq and is a predicted model, not a curated record. The transcript has a single exon. The coding region runs from base 1 to 336 and encodes 111 amino acids. Gene Ontology annotation, molecular function: RNA polymerase II cis-regulatory region sequence-specific DNA binding; protein dimerization activity; DNA-binding transcription factor activity, RNA polymerase II-specific. Lineage: Eukaryota; Fungi; Ascomycota; Eurotiomycetes; Eurotiales; Aspergillaceae.
AUGAACCCCGACGGCGAUGACGACAGGUCAUCAUCCACGCCAACUGCAGCAUCCAAGUCCAUCUCGAGUCAGGAUAAAGAGAAGCCUCGUCUGACCGAUCAGGAGAAGAAGAACAAUCAUAUCGCGUCGGAACAAAAGCGUCGUGCGGCCAUUCGGGAAGGCUUUGAUCGCCUGACAGAAUUGGUACCGGGACUAGAGGGACAAGGCCGCAGCGAAAGCAUUGUUCUUCAGAAGACUGUGGAGUUUAUUCAUCUGAAACUCCAGGAGCGCCACAAUCUCAUUGCCGAGAUUGAAAGUAAAGGUGGUCGAGUGGAUGAGUCCAUGCGGCCAUCAUGA